Molecule: messenger RNA, 660 nt
Organism: Linum tenue
Lineage: Eukaryota; Viridiplantae; Streptophyta; Magnoliopsida; Malpighiales; Linaceae
Source: the annotation of a GenBank genome assembly
UUGCAGCAUAGUUUUUCCAUGAAGUUUCUGAGUACACAAAGCAUGAGAAGAAUCCCAUUUUUGAGGUGGGGGAAGAGGAUUCCGCGCUCCACAUCAGCUGCUGCCAUGGUAUCCAUUGUUGACAAGAAGGCAAAAGCUGCAUUGGGUAGCUGCAGGAGUACUAAUAGGUCUUAUGUCCCUAAGCGAUGGGUUUACAAGCUGAGGUCGCAGUGGAAGCGAGCAAUCGGGUGGCAGAAGAGCAGCAGCAGUACUACUUCACAGUUCAGCUAUGACAUUCGUAGCUACGCUCUCAAUUUCGAUGAGGGUGGCUGCCUUGAUCAGCAUAGUUUUGCCAUGAAGUUCCUGAAUACACAAAGCAUGAGAAGAAGCCAGUUCUUGAGGUGGGGGAAGAGGAUUCCGAGCUCCACGUCAGCUGCUGCCAUGGUAUCCAUUGUUGACAAGAAGGCAAAAGUUGCAUUGGGUAGCUGCAGGAGUACUAAUAGGUGUUAUGUCCCUAAGCGAUGGGUUUACAAGCUGAGGUCGCAGUGGAAGAGAGCAAUCGGGUGGCACAAGAGCAGCAGCAGUACUACUUCACAGUUCAGCUAUGACAUCCGUAGCUACGCUCUCAAUUUCGAUGACGGUGGCUGCCUUGAUCAUGUUCUUAGAAGCCACGUUUUGUAG